AUGUAUCCAAAGACUGAUGCGGAGAGAACAAACAAAGACGACGCCCCACAUUUUCCUUUACUUCAAUUCACUUGCCUCAACACAUCUUGGAGGACAAAUAUUGCCAGUACACUUGCACAAUUCGCUUUCGCCUUCACCUUCGGUUUCGGUUUCGCCACCAAAACGCCCAACAGAAAGGAGCCCACGAAACUCGUCCUUGAUCCUCACGCCCCGAAAGAGACCAGACUCAGCCCGAUCCCGACUUGUGGAGGGAUGUCUGGAAUGCCUUCAACAGACAGACUCACAACCUCCACAAAUACACGUCAACUGGGCAGGCGUUGGGUGUGCGGGCGAAAAGAAGCAGAUGCCUUGAGACCAACUCCGACGGCAACUUGUGCAAGGGGGAGUCGAGGCUACCGCCAGUUAACAACUGACCGACUGACAUGUUUGCCUAGCCUUAGCAACCUGCCUCAACAACUCGAGCACGCAAACAACGGGGCCUUCAUUCACGUGAUUUGUAAUCAAAACAAGCAUGCCGGCAGAUUUAGAAUACCUCCUGCUAGCCGACCACUUGUCUUCGACGAGAUCUAUUCGGCACUUUAUCUAAAGUUUCGGGCUCAGAUUAAAUAA
Messenger RNA from Protopolystoma xenopodis, 609 nucleotides. Lineage: Eukaryota; Metazoa; Platyhelminthes; Monogenea; Polystomatidea; Polystomatidae. The record is from the annotation of a GenBank genome assembly.